CGGAAUCCCACCAUGAGCAAUGACAUGAGCGCGGCGGUGUUGCGACAGACGUUGGCACUGGUCAAAGCCAACGACGGCCAGUUCACCGCGCAACACGGAGAAAUCCUGCUGACCAUCUACACGAACGAAGCAGAGAUGGCACUACUCCAGGCGGCGUCGGAACUGGUGGAGCGGCAGCGCGUCACUUGCGUCACGGCCGCACCAAGCGGACGGUCGUUCACCCGCGUGUCGUCGCAGUCGCACCAUGGAUCCAGCGGCGGCCCGUCGUUUUACAUUUGCUUCUCACACUAUUGCUCCUGUGCUGCCUUCCUCCACACGACUGUGCACAGCAAGUCCACCAUGUGCAAGCACAUUCUCGCAGCUCUCUUGGCUGAUGCAACGGGGAAACUCCUUCAUGAGUCUGUGGCCGACUCUGCGUUUGCCGACAUGUUGUGUCCCGUGUCGUCCGAGUGAGACUUUGGCGGGAAAGGACGUUUCGCUCGAAAUAUCUACUCGCUCUUGAAUAUUUAUUAUAUUAUUCCUCCGUCCCAAUAAUAUAUUUGCUUCAACGUCGUGA
Molecule: messenger RNA, 556 nt
Organism: Aphanomyces astaci
Lineage: Eukaryota; Oomycota; Saprolegniomycetes; Saprolegniales; Verrucalvaceae
Exons: 2
Coding region: 13-453 (146 amino acids)
Biological process (GO): double-strand break repair via homologous recombination
Cellular component (GO): Shu complex
Molecular function (GO): zinc ion binding
Source: RefSeq, a predicted model, not a curated record